Talaromyces amestolkiae is the source of this 1620-nucleotide messenger RNA. RefSeq lists its product as uncharacterized. The record is from RefSeq and is a predicted model, not a curated record. Bases 1 to 1620 code for a protein of 539 amino acids. Gene Ontology annotation, biological process: transmembrane transport. Lineage: Eukaryota; Fungi; Ascomycota; Eurotiomycetes; Eurotiales; Trichocomaceae. The transcript has 2 exons. Gene Ontology annotation, molecular function: transmembrane transporter activity.
AUGACUGAAUCGAUUGCGCUAGAAGAAAGGCCGGUUGUCCACCAAACUGCAACAUCAGAAGAACCAACACCCGCCAACCAAAAUGAAGCAUCCGUCACAGGCAUCAAAUUCAUCCUCCUCACCCUCUCCAUCAUCUUCACCAUCUUCCUCUCAGCGCUCGACUCAACCAUAAUAUCCACCGCCAUCCCCUCCAUAACCGCCGAAUUCGGCAAUCUCAAUGAUGUAGUUUGGUACUCGAGCGCAUACUCACUCACAAACACUGCUUUUCUGUCCUCAUGGGGAAAAGCAUACAAGUAUUUCCCCCUCAAAACCAGUUUCUUACUUGCCGGUGUAGUAUUUGAGAUUGGGAAUGUAAUAUGUGCUACUGCCACCAGUUCGACGGCUAUCGUGGUGGGAAGAGCGAUUAGUGGUAUGGGUGGUGCCGGAAUUAUGAGUGGUGCGUUUAUUAUUAUCGCCGUUACGGCAAAGCCGCAGUAUAGAGCGGCGUAUAUGGGCAUUGUGGGUGUUACAUUUGGAUGUUCGGGGGUUGUUGGGCCAUUGCUGGGGGGCGUUUUGACGGAUAAGGCUUCGUGGAGAUGGUGUUUUUGGAUAAGUCUCCCCAUCUGGGCAACAGGUGCAACAGGAAUACUGUUCAGCUUGCGCACCACCACUGCCAAUAGUGAGUUUACUUCGGCCAGUAUCCGCGAGAAACUCUUCCAGAUGGAUUUCACCGGUAGUCUCCUCGCAGCCGGGUCAAUGAUCUGCUUCGUCACAGCCAUGCACUGGGGCGGCGCAACCAAACCCUGGUUAAGCGUAGCUGUUACCGGCUCCCUCGUCGCCAGCGCUAUCCUAGCAGGCCUCUUCAUCGUCAACGAGCGACUAAUGGGCAAGCGCGCAAUGGUGCAGGCCCGCUUACUCCGAAACUACACCUUCGUCGCAAACCUCAUCUACGUCUUCUUCCUUGCUGGGCUCUACUUCCCACUCCUAUACUCCCUCCCCAUUCAGUUUCAGUCCAUCGACAACGUCUCUGCAUCUCAAAGUGGUGUGCGGCUUAUCCCCCUAAUCCUGGGGAUAUCCAUCUUCACCAUGAUCUCAAACGCGCUGUUGUCCAUGUACCGCGUUAAACACCUUCCACUGACCAUGCUUGGUGCCGUCGUAAGCACAAUUGGCGUCGGAUUAAUCUAUAGCAUCGACGACGCAACUGCUUCCACUAAAAAAUGGUUCGGCUACGAAAUUGUAACUGCCAUCGGCGUCGGCCUAGCGCUACAAUUACCCAUGAUCGCAAACCAAGCCUUGGUGGUAACCGACGACAUCCCCGAAGCCACGGCUUUGACUCUAUUCUUUGAGAAUAUGGGUACGACGCUGUUUAAUGCUGCUACUGAAGCGGCGUUCACGAGUAGUGUUGUAUCGAGUCUCAAGGGUGUUGAUUCUGCGGCUGUUAUUGCGGCUGGAGCGAGUCAGUUGCGCAAGUUAUUUUCGGGGCAGGAGUUGCAGGAAGUGUUGAGUUCGUAUUUGGAUGGCUGUAGAGUUAGCCAUAUCUUGUCACUGAGUUGCGGAGGUGUUGCGACGGUUGUGUCCUUGGUUAUGGCCGCGCCUGUGGUUAGGGAUUAUUUCUUAAGGAGGAAGUCGCGUGCUUUAUAG